Fusarium verticillioides 7600 is the source of this 3666-nucleotide messenger RNA. RefSeq lists its product as hypothetical. NCBI's taxonomy places the organism in Eukaryota, Fungi, Ascomycota, Sordariomycetes, Hypocreales, Nectriaceae. The record is from RefSeq and is a predicted model, not a curated record. Gene Ontology annotation, cellular component: cytoplasm. The transcript is spliced from 7 exons. Gene Ontology annotation, biological process: signal transduction; regulation of GTPase activity. Bases 809 to 3118 code for a protein of 769 amino acids.
AGAACCGCUCCGAGAGACUCAGUUGGUGGCGUCGGGUCCUUGCCUUGAAACCCGAGGGGACAAGAAAUAGGUGGGCUCAGCCACAAUCAGCCCAAUUUAUGGUUCCAUCCAAUCCGUCUACACCUCACAGGCUCAGUCAGUCAGUCAGUGAGUGAGUGUUUCCUUUCCAUUCCCUCCCCACCGGCCGGCCAAGCGAUCUCCAUCUCCAUCUCCAUCUCCAUUUCCAUUUCUAUUCCCAAUUCCAACUCCAUUUGCAUUGCAUCUGCAUCUUUGCACCUCGGAGGUAUAUUCGCCUCUCUAAUUUGGCUCAAUCUCUUCUGUCACCUCUUCUUAUACAGUACGGGUGCGUAUUCGCCUGGGUCGCCUUGUGCAUCCCCGCUGUUCAUCAUUUCCGAAAGACCGUGCUGCCUCGACGACAAAUCGGCCCAGCCAGCCUGUCCUAGCACCGAAUCAUUGAUCUCCCCCCGCCGCUGCGGAUUGCGAAGCUCUCCCCAUCAGAACAGGCACACAAAGCUUCAUUCGCCAAUAGCUGCUCCAACGUUACCAUCACUGUUGUCGCCUCGACGCAAAUCCAAUCUGACUCGUUCCUCGCGAUUGUCACAGUGCUUAUUGCGCUCCAAUUCACUGCUCCUACCUUAAAUCUGCGACGCAACUGUUCCUGCCCAAUCUCUACUCCACGACCUGACCCAACUCAAGGAAUGUGAGGUCCACUUCAACGAAGUCUGACUCAAUCAAACAACUUGGACAGUCCCCGGAAUUAUAAACUAAAUAUCUGUGUUGGUCGCCUUUCCAAAUUGACAUCGGUAUCAUGAACGAAUACCACCCGCCGUCGACGAACGAAGCCUUCUCUCCUUCACAGGAGCGCGACCGAUCCGGCAGCAUGUCCUUGGGCAAUAUCCCCUUGAGUCCCCAGGGGCCCCCAUCAGACCACGGCGGUGCUGCAGUCGACGACACCAUGAACAAAGACCAGAAAUCCGACGCCGAUACCACAUCGCCUACGCAAACAUCAGGUCCAUCCGGUGUGAAUUCCGAACAGAUUAAGCAAGUUUCGGACGUUUUAUCUUCCGAGAUUGGCAUUGUUACGCUACUGAAUCGUCUCAAACAGAGUAUAGCUUCAGCAAAGGAAUUUGCAUUGUUCCUCAAGAAACGAUCGAGUCUAGAAGAAGACCAUGCCAAUGGCAUCAGAAAACUCACCCGUACCACCCAGGAGGUCAUGCGCCGACCUGACCAUCGGCAAGGCACAUUCGGUAACGCAUACGAGGCUAUGGCAAGCACCCACGAACGUAUGGCUGAGAAUGGCAUUGAGUUUGCCAAAGAGCUACACCAGAUGCAUGAUGAGCUUAUGGAGCUCGCUGGUGUUGCCGAGCGCAGCCGGAAGUCAUGGAAGCAAAACGGCUUGUCCGCUGAGAACAAAGUGGCAGAGAUGGAGCAGACUAUGCGUAAGAGCAAGGCCAAGUACGACUCUCUUGCUGAGGAUUAUGAGCGGGUUAAGACCGGCGAGUCGCGCCAGAGCGGCAAAAUGUUCGGCCUCAAGGGGCACAAGUCAGCGCAGCAGCAUGAGGGUGAGCUGCUGAAGAAGGUUCAAGCAGCCGAUUCUACCUACCACGGGCAUGUCCAGGCGUUGCAGGCUGAGAAGGCCCAGCUUGUGUCAACGACACGCCCAGAAGCCAUUCGAGCGCUUCAAGACUCGAUUAAGGAGAUUGAUGCAGGAAUCUCAUUGCAGAUGCAGAAGUUUGCCUCCUUCAAUGAGCGCCUACUAUUAAGCAAUGGUCUGAGUGUCAGUCCCAUUCAGGGUCCUGGGGCCCAAGGCAGCUCUGCUCAACGCAGUCUACGACAGGCUGCUUCUUCGAUUGACAACGACAAAGACUUAAAUGACUAUGUCACGGCACAGCACAGAAGUGUGCCUCCCAACACUGGUGAAAUCAAAUAUGAGCGCAAUCCAGCACUGAACCCUCCGGGCUCCAGCAGCCAGCAUAAUCCAGGAGGCCCUGUCCAACAACCCGCAGCUGUUGUGCAGUCACCGGUAUCACAGACGCAGCCCCAAGGUGGUUUCUCCGGGCCACAGCCUUUAGGUCCAGGAUCAAGGACUAGUACCCUUGGUCUUGGCCCUAUCACUGGCGUUACUGGUGGUGACCCUUCAUUUCCCCCGACUGAUGACCCUCGACCUUUUUCGCAGCCUCAUAAUAGGAGCUUUAGUCAAGGUAACAUGCCAGUGCAACAGGGCACUCCUAACCAGCAAUUUCCAGGUCGGGGCCCCAAUCAACAACAGGCACCUGGUCAAAGAUAUAACAAUGGGGGCUCUAUCAGUUCGUCCGGGCCACCGCAACUUGGUGCUCUGCCCUUCCAGCCUGGCGGUUCCCCUCCUCAACAGCCGUCUCCUGGCCAAGCUCCUCAUGAACGUUCAGGAAGCGGGGUAAACUCGGGACAAGGACCUCCAGGUGCUACACGGUCACCACCUCCCUACGGAGCUUCUAGCCACCCUCCUCCUGGGCCUGGGCAUUCCGGCCCUGCCAGGCCAAUGUUCGGCUUGCCACUGAGUCGUCUCUAUGAACGUGACGGCUUGGCAGUACCAAUGGUUGUUUACCAAUGCAUCCAGGCGGUGGAUAUGUACGGCCUUAAUGUGGAAGGCAUAUACCGCCAGUCUGGGUCCAUGGCUCAUAUCCAAAGACUAAAGAAUAUGUUCGACACAGAGUCAUCCAACCCUGCGCUCGAUUUUAGGAAUCCCGAGAACUUUUACCAUGACGUCAAUAGUGUUACUGGCCUGUUGAAGCAGUUUUUCCGCGAUCUCCCUGACCCGCUGCUCACCCUCGAGUAUCAUGAUAGCUUCAUCACAGCUGCCAAACAAGAAGAUGAUACGGUGCGUCGCGAUUCGAUUCACGCGAUCAUCAACAGUCUUCCUGAUCCCAACUACGCUACACUGCGUGCUCUCACUCUUCACCUCUGGAGAGUCAUGGAUAACAGCCACAACAACCGCAUGAACUGCCACAACCUAGCCGUCAUUUUUGGCCCGACACUCAUGGGCACUGAUCCCAGCACCGCCAUUGCCGAUGCGGGCUGGCAGAUUAAGGCCAUCGACACUAUCCUGCAAAACACGCUCCAAAUUUUUGACGAGGAUUAAACUUGAAUGUAAGCGCCUCGUGUUGGUUAAGGGCAUAAUAUGUAACGCUUGUUGGAAGAGGCGGGGAGGGAUGUUUAUAUCUAUCCAUGUUGGCUGUUUUUAUGUUGCAUGGCGUCUCGUAUCUAAUGCACGUUCGUUUCUUCUUGUGCUUGGAGGUUAUUGUAAAAUCACUGGGUGGCAAACGUGAGCGCUUUUUUUCUCUCCUGUGCUUUCUUUUGCGCUUGUUCAGUUUAUCUCGUACUUGCUUCUUGCGUGUGACGGCAUUUUGUACGUGACAGGUUAGACUCGCAGUCAUAAACAAGCAAGGUAAUUUAAACGGUUUGCUGCAGGGUAGGUGAUAUCACAUGGCGUUUCUUCAUUCUUCACAUGUGAGACUUUUCAACACUCGACCGAUAAUACCUACCUAUAAACUAUGCAAUGUAGGUGCCGAUGGCUAUAACCAAGACUUUGUCUACUGGUGUCGAUGGUCUGGUUCUCCCGUCACCGCUGGUUGUAGGAACUGGGCUAGAACAGCGUUUCAAUCACUCUAUACACAUGAUUUUCACGAG